AAAAGAGUGUACGUGUGCGCUGCUGUGGGUUCCGCGUACGGCGAUUCAAUCCAUCUCGGUAGCCGCACACCAACACACCGUUGAACGAUACGCUGACAGGUAACUUGCAACCGAAAUCCAAUAUGAAGGCAACGCAAAGUGUCAUUUACGACAUCUUCCUCUAUGUAACACCUUCGGCUUUGGGACGGUUCCACUAAUGAGCGAUUUUCAUGAGUGCAGAGUUCGGUUUUCGUGUAUCACGCGCUGUUGUGCCCGUCGUUCUCGUCGUCGCUAAGUAAAAGGGUUCUCCCCUUUGCGGACGAAACGCGGUACGCGAGUGGGUGCUAUUUUUUUUUUUUUGCGGCGAAGAACUGCUCGGCCCGUCGACUGGCCCAGUACAUUGUAGAGUGCAUCGGUGCAGGGGCAGCAGCAGCAAGGGAAGCCGUUAUUCGUACGUAGUUUUGUGUGCGUCCGUCGUAGUUCGUGGGAGUAGCGAAGGUGAGCAGCAGGAAGUCCAGCACUGUCCAGGGUUUUGCUGAAAAACAAUAGACAUUCUGUGAUAAAGCAACCAGCUCUAGAGCGGAGACUGACGAAAGGAGUGUGUGUGUGUGUACGUGAAAGUGCGUGUGUGCGCGAGUAGGUGGCAGCUUUUGAGGAAGAACUCCAAUUCCAGUAACCCUCUCUCUCUCGUACCGUGCGUCUUUGAGCGUGUGCCUGAAGUGUUCCGUGUGAAUGUGUGUAUAUAGAUAAUUUAAUGUGUGUAUGUCGGGAAAACUAGCCAUUUCAUCGUAACAGCUUCCCCCUCCGGAAGCGCCGUCCCCUGCUGGGGAGGGUGGAAAAGCAGGCAGAACUAGGGACGAGUAGGUCGAACUGGAGAACCUGGUCCUGGACAUUGCCUUUUUUCCGGUUGGCGAACCCUAAUCCGCGGAAGGAACGGGUUUAGAUAUAAAUGUGUGUAUGGUGAUUUAGAGCAACCUCUAGGAAUGUCUGCCUGAUGAUGAUGCGUACGAACUAAUACUCCACCACUGGUAAAGCGAGUAGUCUCUUUGUUGCAUCGGGCAAACAUCGGGGAUUCGUAAAAGUUCAUCCAUAAAAAAGAGGAGAAGAAAAAACGAGUUUAAAAAAAAAGGAAGGUGAAAUCGCUUGUGUUAGCAACAAACUGCCAUUGUUGCUGUUGUUGGUGUUGACAACAGGCCACCAUCAUUCGUGAAUGACAGUUGCGAGAGUGAAAAACGCUGACAAAUAGUAAGCUGUCCCGAUUUCUCGUAUACAUCACUACACUUGUGCGUGCCUCUGUGUGUGCGGUUGUGUUAGAAAGGAUAAAGGAGUUUACGGAAACUGUAAAUUGCAGCCCGAAUCGAUUACAAAGAGACUUUGCACAGGAGGUACAAACGGAGUACGGAGUUUGUGUGUGUUGGUGUGUGUGUGUGGCUGGAGUACGCCACACAACAAGUAAACGCAUUGGGAGGGAGGCACAACAUGUCCGAUUCGGCCUCCGAUACGCUUGAGGGUUCAUCAUUCCAUUCCGUCAAGGGUGCACUGCUAAUGGACGACGUCGAGCUGUACGGUGCCAGUCGCCGUCUUCGUUCCCUCACACCGAACGCAAUCGGCAAGGCAGGCGGUGGAAAGAAAGACGCCACGGCUGCGGCGUACGGCGGUGGCGAGAUCGGCGGUGGCUCAUCGUACCAGCAACGCCGGGAAGCACUGUCACCGAUGGGUGGCGAUUCACCAGCGGCGGGCGAUGAGGCAGAGGGAGCAGCGAACACAUCCACAGCGGAGGGAGGAUCGAAUGAUCGGGACGGAACGCCACGGACCCGUUACACGGUUGCACAACUGUUGGCGCUGCGCGAUUCGAACCUUUCCAAGGCGCGUCCCCCGUGCAUGGAUGAUGCCAAGUCGGAAAAGCACCUGAAAAUGAUUUCGAUGCUGGUACGCCGCUCCGAAACACCGUACGACGAGGAUGGACCGAAUGGUGGACCCGGUGGCGGUAACGGUGGAUACGGCCGCAACCGAUCAUCGUACGGCAUUGGAGGUGGUGGCCCGUUGGGCGGCGGGCUUGGUGCAUCCGGUGGCGGUUCCGGCGGGCUAAUGUCGGGCAGCGGUAACGGCGGUCUCGGUCGUAACGAAAUGCGUCGUUCGGUCGGGGGAAGCGGUGGCGGUGUCGGUAUGGGAGGCGACCCAAAGGAAAGACUGCGCAAGGAGGAAGGCAUCGUGCUGUCGCCGCAGCGUCGCUCGUUUAAUAUGGGCUGUCAGAUGCCAUCCGCACCAUCAUCCUCAUCCGGUGCGGGCAAUCUGGGUUUAUCCGGAAGUUUGCUACGCUCCGAUCGUGAUAUGCUUGGGGGUGGUGGAGGUGGCGGGGGCGGUGGCGGCGGUGGCGGCGGCGGCCCCCGAGAACGUCGCAUCGGCAGCGGACGUAUUAUGACGCGCGACAGCAUGUGGGAGUAUCGCAUGGAGUCGGGAGAUUAUCGGCAAGGCGGUGGGGGUGGCAGCGGCGGCGUCGGUGGUAAUGCGACAUCAGCGUCCGGCGGAUUCCGCGAUCGGGAAACGAUGCGUGACGGGGGGAAGGAUGCGAAGGAGGGCCCACGGGGCGGCCGGAACAGUGAUGGGCGCAGUCUGCAGGAUAAAGACUAUCACGAGGAAGGACGCGGCGGCGGUGGGUACGAUAGGGAAUCGCGUGAACCACGCGAUCGACGGGACCGCUGGGACAAAGCGGAUAAUGGGCGAGGUCCGAUGCGUGGCUUUCACAAGGGCGGCGGAUCUUCAUCCGGCGGAGGAUACGGAGAUGGGCGCGGUGAUGGAUCGUAUUACGGCUACAACAACAGCUACGGAUCGGGCAAUUACGGAUCGAAUAGCAGUAACAGCAACAGUCACCAUCAUCAUCAUCACCAUCACGGUGGCGGUAGUAUGUCGUACAACGAUCGUAGACGGUACAACAGUGACAAUGGACGCGAUAACGAGGAACCGGAAUGGUUUAGCGAGCCGACAUCCCAGCACGACACGAUCGAACUGCGCGGUUUCGACGAAACCGUUUCCGAGCAUGGCAGCGAAUCGGCCGGCGAAACGAAUGCUAACGAUUCCGGUUCUUCCGAUCAUCAAGCGGAACAGCCACAGCAGCCAUCGGCUGAAGCGCAGCCAAUGAAUGACGAGGUUGAUGCCGAGGGCACCGAUGAAGCCCGGCUCUCUGGUAACCGAAACUGUGAGCAGGAUAUUCUGAAAAUGAUCGAAGGCGUGGAAGAUUCUGACCGACCGAAAGCGGGAGGAACCGCAGUGAACGAGAAUGGCAUUCGAAAGGGUGGUGAACGAGGCGCGUCAACGCCAUCGCAACCGUCGGCUGGCGAUGAACUGAUCAGCGACGAUAUGCGGCUGAUGGAGGAGCUUUGCGGCUUUCGCGAUCGGGUGCUGAACGAAUACAGUGCUAUGGACAUCCUGAAGAACACUUACUCCACCAUGAUGAUUGAUGUUGAUGGAGGUAGCCGAGAGUCGCGUUUUUCACAAUUUUUCCGCCAGGACAACGAUAAGGGAAACUCCUCCGAGACAAAAACUACGCGCAGCCGUCAAAAUUCGCUUCACGCAGAUAUUGACAAGAUAGUGAAGGAGAUAGCGACGCUCGAGGAGAGCACAAAUGCGUCCUCUGCUGCCUGUAACAAGUAUUUCGCACCCAUCUCACCGGCUGCCACAUCGAACUCGUCGCAGUCAUUCCUCGAGCUGUUUAAUCGUUCACCAGCGAUGAAAACCCAUGCACAGCUGGCGCAGCAGCAACGCCAGCAGCAGCAGCAGCAGCAGCAUGCCGCUAUGCAGCACUUCAAAACGAUGAUGACCGAUGCAGAGGCACAGCAGCAGCAGCAGCAGCAUCAUGCCGCUAUGCAGCACCUCAAAACGAUGAUAACCGAUGCUGAGGCACAGCAGCAGCAGCAGCAGCAGCAAAAGCAACAACUUCACCACGAACAUCAGCAGCAGCUGCAGAAUCGUAAUUUGCAGCAAAUGCUAGGUGUAACUGGUGGCAGUGCGUCCUCGUCUUCUGCUACACCGCCGGUCGGCGAGCGUAACGCCGCACCGGUACCGCUUCCAAUGCCCGGCUUAGGCUCGAUGCCCAGCCCAGCCAGCCACCUAGGGCAGGUGCACAGCGUGGAGGAGCUGGAGGCACGCUUCCGGCUGUCGGAUUUGGGCAGCGAUGCAACGAGCGCCGGUUCCGGUACCGGUGCCGUAAGCGGUCGGGCUUCCGUUGCGAACGAACCAUUCCCGGAACCGAUGGCGAUCGGUUCCAUACCGCGACUGAUUAUGCCGGGUAACGAUCCGGCCCUCGGAGUGAUGCAUUCGCAGCAAGCCGCCGCUGCCCAGGCUGCACCACAGCCAAUGGACAGUGGGGCGGUCCGGCAGCAGGAGUUGAUUGCAUUCAAGAAGUUACUCAAUCAGAUGAGUGAGAAUCAGAUGAAUGGUGUGAGUCCGACGGCCGCGCCACCAGCACCCCCACCCGCCGUGCAGCACCCUAAUCAUCCGGCGCAUCCGGCUCAUCCGGCGCACGCCGCCCAUAUGGCUGCCGUGGCACAGCAUCAGGGUGGACAGGGUCCGCAUCAGGGAUCGAACUCACUGCCAGCGAUGCUUCAGAUGAUGCAUAUGGCGCCGAUGCCGCAUCCAGGAACCGAUCAACGUCACGCCGAGCUGCUGAAGCGCCCGGAAACGCAAAGCCUGAUGAUGGCUGUGGCCCGGGGCGAAGUGACCCAGCACAGUCUCUGGCAACAGAUGGCCAACCCAGCGACGGCGCAAUCGCACCGCGAAAUCAUUUCCGCCGUACUGGGUGCCGUUAACGGUGGUUCGCGUGUCGUUUCGCCCAGUCUGCUCCUCAAUCCGAACAGUAUUCAACCGCCGAUGCCAAUACCGAUUCCACCGCCCCCAGCAGCUCCACCCGGUGCCAACGCCAACCUGCUGUUUCAUCCCAAGCAACAGGUGCGUCUUUCGCCGCUACCGAACGGGAUGCCGCAGCGCAUACCGUCUCCGCGCGAGCUGCAGUACCACACGCAGUCCAUCCUGCAGAACGCGCUCAUAAGAAAGAAGUUGGAGGAACAGCGUGAGAACUAUCGCAAAAGACAGGAGCAGCAGCAGCAGCAGCAGCAGCAGCAACAGCAGCAACAGCAGCAGCAGCAGCAACCGCCGCAGCAGCAGCAGCAACCAUCACAGCAACAGCAACCAACUGCACAGCAACCAUCAGCUCAACCGCAGACCCAACAGCAACAAUCACAGCAACCGGAACAAGUGGCGUCCCAGGAGAUGCAGAUGAAGCUGAAGGAGCAACCGCUAAAUCAUCCGAAUCCACCAUCGCAACCGAUGCAAAACUUCCCGCACCUUCCCCCACUGCCCCAGCCGGAACAGGAUCCAGCGAUGCAGCAUCAUCCAUCAGCCGCCGCGCCCGCAGAAUCAUCACCGGAGCAGCGCCAUCCGCAACAUUCCAACGUUGCUGAGCAGCAGCAGCAGCAGCAGCAGGCGCAACCUACACCAUCCCAGGGACAGCCAAUGUCCGGUGGAGGGCCGGCAAACGUGGUCGACACUGCUGCCCCAUCGUCCGUCCUGCUGAAGCCAGGUCCCGGCGGCCGUAUGAUCAACUGCUCCACAGCAAACUCGAUUUCGCCCUCGAAGCAAACGAUCCUGCAAUCGCAACAGGUUGCAUCGCCAACGCCGUUAGCAUUUACACCGACCUCGGUCCUGCGCAAGAUGACUGCCGCCCAGGACAAGGACCCGGACAGUGCGAUUCCGCAUCAUUUGCAGCAGCAGCAGCAGCAGCAGCAGCAGCAGCAAGCUCCUCCGUUACCCCAGCAGCAACUGUCACUUCCUGCUCAUCAGCAACUGAUGCUUAACGAACAGCAGCAGCAGCAGCAGCAGCAACAGCACAUGCCGCAUGUAGACAACGGUCGUAUGGGCGUAAGCAUGUCUGCGCUGCUGGAAAUGCAACAUCACCAGUACAUGAAGCAGCAGAUGCAUUUGCAGCAAAAACCCUUCCCGAUGCAUCCACAUCCCGGUCAGCAUCCCGUAAUGCAUCCGAUGCAACCGCCGCAGCCACCAGGCACGCAGCAACAGUCACAAUCGGGACCGUUCCCAACCGAAUCUCAACCACCGCAGGCGGAACAUCAGCAGCAGCAGCAGCAGCAGCGUAAUAUGCCCGGCCAACCGACACCGUUCGGGCCGCAAACUGCUGGGCCCCAUCCGCCGCCGCCGCUGAACAUGAUGCACCACCACCAUGCGCCGGGCGUCCCCGGUCAGAACCAUCUGCCGGUAGUGCCCGCGUUACUGAAUCCGAUGAACCCGAUCACGUCGAUCCCAUCGUCGGUGGUUGGUGCGAUGCGAAAUAUGCAACCGGCGAUGGCGAACAACAUUCCAUGGAAUAUGAAACAAUUGCAGCAGCAGCAGCAGCAGCAACAGCAGCAACCGAACAUUGCACAAGCGCAACCGUCACAGCCGACUGCUGGGCAGCAGCCACUGCUGCCACCGCAACUUGCCCAACAGCAGCAACAAAAUCAACCACCGCCGCAACAAUCCCAGCAGCAAGCGCCGACGCAGCAGCAGCACAUUGGUAUGCCGAAACCGCAGGGAAGACCUAUUUUGAAAGGAGGAAGUGGAAAUGGCGGACAGGUACCACCCCAACUACAACAGCAACAGCAACAGCAACAGCAGCAGCAACAGCAACAGCAACAGCAACAACAGCAGCAGCAGCAACAACAGCCACAGCCACAACAACAGCAAAUGCCGUUGCUACAUACAAUGCCCCAGCACGGUCUAUCUCCUAUGAACUUUGCCGGCAACAUGGAUUUCCCGCAGCAACCAUUUAGCAACAAUACCAACCGUAGCGGUAAUCCGAUACUUGGUGCGCAUCAUCCGAUCGCACAGGCACCACAACCGCAGCAGCAGCAGCAGCAGCAGCAGCCGCAACAACACUCGCCAAACAUCAUCAGUCCCCAUAUGCAGCAAUUGCUGCACCAGCAGCAGCGCCAUCAGCAACAGCAGCGUGCUAUCCGCAAUCAGCACGUGCAGCAGCAGCACAUGGCGAUGGCACCGCAGCAACCGUUCCGACUGCCUGGUGGCAUGGCCGUCGGUGGUGGCGGUAACGGUGGUGGACCCAACCAGCAAUCCCAACAGCAGAACGCACCCGCUCCGGCCGGCGGUGGCGUUAUCAACUACAACCGGGAUGGAGGGCUUUCCCCCACCAGCAACCAACUUGCCCGCUGGUUCUCGCCCGAACUGCUCGCACAAGCGUCCGCCGGUAAGCUACCGUCGCUUAACAUCGGGCAGGCGAUGAGCCUGGAAGAGUUCGAGCGCAACAUCCAACACUCAUCGACCACUGUACAUAACUAAGGUUGAGAGGGGUGGAUAGGGGUGGGUCAUGGGACGGUUUAGGGGGUUUCUUGAUUUGACAAAACCGGGCGAGGAGGAGGCUCUUGAUGCUAAGGCGCUCAUGGGCGACCAAAAUAUUUUUUUUUCUCUCUUUUACCACAUUUAUUUAUAUUAUUAUUAUGAUUAUUGUGUUUGCUGUGUAAGCUUAAUUUGUCUGAUUCGUUCAUCUCCUCCCCCGUAUGCGAUAUACGUGCUUGUGAUAAUAAGGUCACACGUACUCUAGUGCUUAGGUGGAAGAGGAGCUUCACAGUUGUAUUCCGUAAGGGGAAGUAAUCGCGUUGUGUCAGUAACGGACGGUAACGAAACAAGAGCAGCGAGUAGUGUUUAGUAGAGCUCCCCCCACCCCUUAGAGCUGCGGAUGGAAGGAUUCAACCUUUUUCGAACUUCAAGAAUCAACAUCCUGAGAGAAGAACGAUGAAAACCAGCCUCUCUAGAAUACAAUUUACAUAACAUACACACACACAAAGGCAACCUGUGUAUGUUGUGUGUGUGUGUGCAUUAGUAUCAUUAGUGAGAGACUUUUAAAAUUGACGCCAAAGGUGUGUUGGGCAACCUGAAGUAACUUCAAUCCCUCUAAAACAUCUCAUCGUGAAUAGCGGACACGGUACAUUGUGUUAGUCUCACUCAAUACUCAAUAAGAUUUGGAUGCUCUGUCGUCCAAUGCUGAUCAAUAUGUCUACGUGUGUGUGUGUGGGAACUACAAUGACAAAAUCGUUGGCGCUAUGCACUAUUGCCAGAACGGUAUGCCAGAUGCGUCCUCCAGAACAGAGCGGACGAACGACGCUCGGUCGACCGUCUCGUGAUGACCACACACCACAUCGCAAGGUGGCCUCUCGAGGGGUCAAGCUAUCUACAGAAUGGACGAACACAGCCCGUAAAGUCAUUUUAGUCCGUCCAAGAAGUGACAGAAGAACGGCAUCCUCGGUGAAGCGCUACAACAGCCUUGAUACCGGACUUGAUAAGGACCGGAACCCGGGGGAUGAUGCACCAGGUUUUGACGGACGACGGAGCCAUUUUGCAUGGCUAGCUUUACAUAUAGCUCCCUGCUCUUGAAGAUAAUAAUUUAAUUUGAUUAUUUUUGUAUAAUUUGAGCUUCUCUCCCUUUCCCCCUCGCUCCUGAACUUCAAACUACUUCUCUCAACCCCACACCACCACACCGCCAGUCCAUCGGGAAGAAUCCUUUUUGUUCCGCCGGCGCCCGGGCGAUUGGAAGUAUUUGAACAGAGUUUCAAAACAAAAACAAAAAAAAACGGUGUAGGUUAGGCAGUUUUUUUUGCACCUUCCACCUUCCGCGCCUAUUAUUGCGCGCCAAAUGGCUAAAUCUGUGGGAGCGUAGCUACUGUGUGUUCGUGUGUGCUCUGUGUGUAUAAUAAUAGUAAGGAAGGUUGAAGGAAAGCUCUGGGCGCGGGAGCAAAGUAAUAAACACAAGAUAAAACGAUAAAACCACACGUUAAUUAGACACGGCAGUAAGAACGAAGAAGAUGAAAUAGAAGAAGAAGAAGAAGAAGAAAAAGCUAGUAACUAAAUGAAUGCUCCUGACGCGCGAAAACAAAAAAAACCCCUCCCCCCCCCCCCGGACUACUACUAUUAAAGCAAGAGAGGGUGAUAAAAGAAAAAAAAAAACUAGAACCGUCGGCUAGGCUUAAGUGCAGUUCGAAACACGAAACAGCUGAUUAAAAUGUAUGAUUGUUACUCACAACAAAAAAGCAGAAAACAUAAUAAAAAAAAAAUCAUUGUAAAACGAUA
Molecule: messenger RNA, 9105 nt
Organism: Anopheles stephensi (Asian malaria mosquito)
Lineage: Eukaryota; Metazoa; Arthropoda; Insecta; Diptera; Culicidae
Product: alpha-protein kinase 1-like
Exons: 4
Coding region: 1459-7320 (1953 amino acids)
Biological process (GO): negative regulation of translation
Cellular component (GO): cytoplasm; nucleus
Molecular function (GO): mRNA binding
Source: RefSeq, a predicted model, not a curated record